Molecule: messenger RNA, 2961 nt
Organism: Thrips palmi
Lineage: Eukaryota; Metazoa; Arthropoda; Insecta; Thysanoptera; Thripidae
Gene: NKAIN
Product: sodium/potassium-transporting ATPase subunit beta-1-interacting protein
Exons: 8
Coding region: 201-1760 (519 amino acids)
Biological process (GO): regulation of sodium ion transport
Source: RefSeq, a predicted model, not a curated record
GACCAACGGCGCUUGCGCCAACAAGUGUUUGUUUCUGUGCAACGCUAGUGUUCAGUGCAGCAGGUGCAUACAAAGAAAGACCGUUCGUUUUUCGUCGGUUGAAAGGAAUUUAAAACUUUCUUCUCUCGAAAUGCAGCUUUAAGUAAUCGCAACCUUGAAGCCCAGUGUAAUAUCUACAUUUAUUCAUCGUUCCAAAUGUCAUGGGACUUUGUACGAGACGGCAUUUUGUUUUAACAAUAUGCAUUUUGCAACUGCUCUGCACAGUGGAGAGACAGGUGUUCGAUUUCCUGGGAACUCUGUGGGGUCCGAUUUUAGCAAAUUUUUUCCAAAUAAUAUUUGUUAUUUUUGGAUUUUUUGGAACACAUCAGUUUAGACCAAAAUAUGUCAUUGCUUAUUCAAUAUGGAGUGCCCUCUGGAUUGGUUGGAAUAUUUUCAUCAUAUGUUUCUACUUGAAUGUCGGACUUGACAAGACUGCUGGAUAUGUUCUCAACUGGAAGGACUCCGGAAGUAUGAGUUGGUGGGCAGUGAAUGGAUUUGGUUGUCGGCCAGUACUAUCAAAUACUGCUGAUCCAUCAACUGACUUUAUCGGACCGGACUCCGUGACUGGAUGUCUUCUAAAUUAUGAAUAUGUUGAAGUUCUUCAUGCUGCCAUCCAAAUUAUUCUUUCUGUUUUGGGAGGCUGUGGAGCGAUUCAUGUCCUAAGGAUUUUGGUGGAUGAAGACGACAGUUCAUCAAGUAAGAAAGGUGGUGCUGCAGUUCGUCCAGCUUCGUUGUACUCAAUUGAGUACACACCUCAUCCUCAUGAAACCGAUCGGAAUGAUGAGCAGUUCACAGAGGAGGAUGAAGACGAGAGCUUGGAUGGCAACCCGAGAAGCCAUGGAACAUUACCAGGUGGUGCAAGACUACCAGGGCCUCAACUUUCUCCUCGGCCCAUGACACCAAGGCGUGUCAAGAGGCGUAGUGUCAACUCUAGGGGCACAUCAGGCUUUAGCAGUGGAGGCACCUUGAGGGGAGCUUCUUCUCACAGCCAGCAUCCACCAACUUUACAGAGAAGGCAAGGUGGGGGUGGCACAUCUGCAAGAUCUUCAUUAAGGUCAUCAGGCAGGAAAAACAGAUCUCAACCUCAGCAUCAGAACCCAGUGACAAGACUUCUCAUUCAGCAGCAGCAGCAACAGCUUCACCAUCACCUGCCACCUCAACUUCCUCCACAGCUGCCCCACCAACUACCUCCACAAUUACCACCUCAACUGCCACCGCAGCUACCCCCAUCUCACAGCAUGGGAAGAUUAGCAAUUCCAUCGUAUUCUGGUGGCCUUGGAGAUUCUACCACUUCUAAUGAAUCUAGACCUGGAUUUGUGGAGUCAACAUCCCACACAGAUUUGUUAAUAUCACAAGAGAAUCCCCCAUCCAGUGCUAUGAUUAUGGGCACCAACAACUGGAGAAAAUCGGGACAUGUGAACCCUCUUUAUCAGCAGAGCUCUAAUCAAUCUCUGGCUAAUCAUGAUGAUGAUGAAGAUGACACAUAUAACCGACCUCCGUCUGCUCGGUCGAGUUACUCCAACUAUCAUGGAGCUCGUGCUCUUGGUCACCUCAGCCCCUCCAACAACUAUGGGCAGGCAACUGCUCAGGUGCCUGUCGUCAACUCCUACCGACGCAGUCAAAAUAGCGGAAGACAAUCUUUAAGAAAUGCUGCUUUCUUAAAUAGUGGACCUCCAGCGUACCGCUCCCAAGGAAAUCUAGACUCAGAAACAGUCAUAUGACAGUAGGGAGAACACUCGGGUACAGUCAGAAAAGUGGGAACAGCAGGGGCAUUUGUUUUGUUUCCCUCAAUCACAGUUUAAUGGUGACUAUAUGUGUGAAGAGUUAUGGUAAAUUACAGUUGAUAUCAAAAUGAAUUACAAUCUUGAAGUUUGUUGUCAUGAUCACAUUUAAAAAUUUAGACUUGCACCUUGUAUUGGUGAAUGACAUUCGUAUCCCGUCUUUUUCACUGAACCCGUGGUGUUCUCUAGCAUUGUUCAUCUAAGUCAAGGGUACACACCCUAAUUGAGGAACUAUGCACCAUUUGCUGAUAGGAGGCAUUUUUCAUGGAAAUUGAGCUUUUCUUAUAAGCAUAUUGCUUUUACUUUUCUUAACGGUGAAUUAAAAGUUUUGAAAGUGUACGGAAGAAAUGUUAGUAUCAUGGAAGAAAAUUUUAAGAUAUGACUGAUCCUCUGAAUGAACUGAAGUAUGUAACCUUCAAGUCAAUAUAGCACUUUUAUGAGAUUUGUAAUUUAUUUGUAUAAAAGAUGUUGUUUUCCUUGCCUCAUAAUUAUAUCUUAGCUUCUUUAAUCAACAUGAACUUGUUCUUUGAAUUUGCAGUUUGCAAAUGAGACUCUUUGACACAAUGUGUCACAUGUAUUUUGAUCAAUUUAACUAUAGUUGCGUUCUAAAAGCAAAAAUGGAAUUAAUGUCUAUAUAUGACAGUAUUGUAUUUUUAAUUUCACUUAAAAAUCAAACAAACAUACAAAAAAAAUACUGUAUCUGUGUUUUCAUUUUGUUUGUCAAAUGUUGUCGGUGAAUAGUUAAGGAAACUGAUCUCGCUAGCUUAUGGUAUAUUUGUUGCCAUAAGCCAUCUUAGUCAUAGAUCUACAAAUUAUUCUAGGUACCUAUUGACUGAGUGAUUCAUAGUUUAUCACUGCCGUGGGAAGGACUUGCACAUGGCAGCAAUUGGGGAUUGGUUUUUGUUGACUGUGGGCCCUAACCACAAGUGUUGGAGCCGUUCUCCAAUCUCUUUCAUGUGCAGCCCAACCCACUAACUUUUUAUGCAUCAAUCAAAUUAUGUUGGCUUUAAUGUGUAGAGCAUGACAGUAUUUUUACAUAUUACAUUUACCAUGUGUCUUGAAAUCAGGUAUAGAUUUUAAUUGCUGUUAUUUUAUUAAUUUGAUGUUUUCUCUGUAAUAUAGUGUAAAGAUUUUAUUACCA